This is a messenger RNA of Anguilla rostrata (American eel), 3078 nucleotides long. Its product is annotated as serine/arginine repetitive matrix protein 2. The record is from RefSeq and is a predicted model, not a curated record. The transcript is spliced from 11 exons. Gene Ontology annotation, molecular function: protein binding; guanyl-nucleotide exchange factor activity. Bases 139 to 2451 code for a protein of 770 amino acids. Lineage: Eukaryota; Metazoa; Chordata; Actinopteri; Anguilliformes; Anguillidae.
GCCAGCACUCAGAGCCAUCACCUUGACGACCAGCGUGUGUCACUCAACUUGCUGCCAGGGUUACAGGGAGUCUCUGGCAGUGAUCAGGAAGGACGGGGGAAGUCUGUGGCUGGAAAGGAAACCGAUGAGCUGUGCAACAUGGUGUCCAGACUCCAGGGCCCCAGGAUGGAUGAGCAGCGAUGCUCUGCACCCCAAAUCUUUCUGGCUCCUGGAUCCCCUCCCGCUCCCAGGAAGGCUCACUCCAGGCCUGCUUCCCCUACAGCGACCCCCUCCAGCCAGCGCCCACCUGGGUCAGCCUCCCUCAGCCCCACCCCAGAUAAAGAGAGAGUUCAGAGGGAUGGCCUGCACACAGCUCAGCAGGGAGUGGCUCCUGGUACGGUGGAGCAGGAGCAGUUUUUCUCCAUGCUCAGUCACGUGCAGAGAGGGCGUAUGGAGGAGCAACGUUGUGUUUUUGACCCGAACAAGAGGAGCGCCUGUACCCCCAAACACCCUAAUACAACAAAAUCAGUCCCCACUCAGUCCUCAAUGGCAGACAUUGAUCAACUGUUCAGCAUCUUGGCCAGCACUCAGAGCCAUCGCCUUGACGACCAGCGUGUGUCACUCAACUUGCUGCCAGGGUUACAGGGAGUCUCUGGCAGUGAUCAGGAAGGACGGGGGAAGUCUGUGGCUGGAAAGGAAACCGAUGAGCUGUGCAACAUGGUGUCCAGACUCCAGGGCCCCAGGAUGGAUGAGCAGCGAUGCUCUGCACCCCAAAUCUUUCUGGCUCCUGGAUCCCCUCCCGCUCCCAGGAAGGCUCACUCCAGGCCUGCUUCCCCUACAGCGACCCCCUCCAGCCAGCGCCCACCUGGGUCAGCCUCCCUCAGCCCUACCCCAGAUAAAGAGAGAGUUCAGAGGGAUGGCCUGCACACUGCUCAGCAGGGAGUGGCUCCUGGUACGGUGGAGCAGGAGCAGUUUUUCUCCAUGCUCAGUCACGUGCAGAGAGGGCGUAUGGAGGAGCAACGUUGUGUUUUUGACCCGAACAAGAGGAGCGCCUGUACCCCCAAACACCCUAAUACAACAAAAUCAGUCCCCACUCAGUCCUCAAUGGCAGACAUUGAUCAACUGUUCAGCAUCUUGGCCAGCACUCAGAGCCAUCGCCUUGACGACCAGCGUGUGUCACUCAACUUGCUGCCAGGGUUACAGGGAGUCUCUGGCAGUGAUCAGGAAGGACGGGGGAAGUCUGUGGCUGGAAAGGAAACCGAUGAGCUGUGCAACAUGGUGUCCAGACUCCAGGGCCCCAGGAUGGAUGAGCAGCGAUGCUCUGCACCCCAAAUCUUUCUGGCUCCUGGAUCCCCUCCCGCUCCCAGGAAGGCUCACUCCAGGCCUGCUUCCCCUACAGCGACCCCCUCCAGCCAGCGCCCACCUGGGUCAGCCUCCCUCAGCCCCACCCCAGAUAAAGAGAGAGUUCAGAGGGAUGGCCUGCACACAGCUCAGGGAGUGGCCCCUGGUACGGUGGAACAGGAGCAGUUUUUCUCCAUGCUCAGUCACGUGCAGAGAGGGCGUAUGGAGGAGCAACGUUGUGUUUUUGACCCGAACAAGAGGAGCGCCUGUACCCCCAAACACCCUAAUACAACAAAAUCAGUCCCCACUCAGUCCUCAAUGGCAGACAUUGAUCAACUGUUCAGCAUCUUGGCCAGCACUCAGAGCCAUCGCCUUGACGACCAGCGUGUGUCACUCAACUUGCUGCCAGGGUUACAGGGAGUCUCUGGCAGUGAUCAGGAAGGACGGGGGAAGUCUGUGGCUGGAAAGGAAACCGAUGAGCUGUGCAACAUGGUGUCCAGACUCCAGGGCUGUAGAAUCGAGGAGCAGCGAUGCUCUCUACCUGUGGCACUGAGUCCAGGGCCCCCCAGAUCAGCCUCCAUGAGCACGGUUACCCUCGAGUCCACCCUGCACAGACAGGACCAGCUCCUCUCCGCCCCUAACCCUGCCCCGCCCAGGAAGGCCCGAUCCAACCCCUCUUCUCCCAGCCGAGCCACGCCCAAAAAGUCCCGGUCCAGACCCAACUCUCCCAGCCGGGCCACGCCCAGGAAGUCCCGGUCCAGACCCAACUCUCCCAGCCGAGCCACGCCCAGGAAGUCCCGGUCCAGACCCAACUCUCCCAGCCGGGCCACGCCCAGGAAGUCCCGGUCCAGACCCCAGUCCCCAAACGCGGCGCAGCACGUCAGCAGCCCCAUAGGCCCCGAGGACGACUGCUUCUCCCUCAUCCACAGGGUUCACGCGGCACAGCUGCACAGGGCAGGAGACGCGGGGGCCCACGGAAGAGAGGGGGGGAAGCCGGAGAGAGGAGGGGAGAAACGGGCGGGAGGGGAGGGAGGGAAAAGAGAAGGAAAGACAGCAGGAGCAGUGCAGAAAGAGAGAAGGGGCAAAGAGGAGGUGAGAAAAGAGAAGAAAGGAGGUGGGAAGAAUAAAUAGACGCGGCGCUGUGGCAGGAUUCCUGCCCUAGUGCAGCCAUCUUGGCGCAUAAAAUGGCUGAAGUUGGCAUGAGGUCCAGUCGUAGAUUCUAGAGUAGAAGACUGAAAUUUAUGUUGUUUAUUAUUUUGAAUAUUUCAGUAAAAUACUGUAAAGUUUCAGCUGGGUCAUUGUAGUUUGAAUGAACCUUUAUUUAUUUUCUUAUUUAUUUAAAUUAGUAUAUACAAUCUGAUGUUUUGGUUUCAUGAACAGCUUGUCCUAUUUAACAAAUUAACGCUGAAAAAUAUUCCUGUUAGAGAAGGAUCUGUCUGUUGAAUGAAGACAUGUGCACAGAUAAGAGCAAGAUGCCCUGGCAUUGCAACAUUUUUCGUAAUUAAUAUUUACUUACUGUAAUUUUUUUUGUUCAGUGCACCUGUAAGUUAAUGGUCCAGCUACUGUUUCUCAAAGAUAAAAAUUAUUUCCAGAGAUUAUUUAUUUGCUGAAUAAUAAUGUUAAAAGAUGCAUUUUGUGUAAUUUUGUUUGGGUUAUUAUUUUUGCGUUCAGUAUUUACUCAUGCUGCUUAGGAAACCUGGAUAAAAAAAGUUAAGUUUUGUUCCUGUUGACAGAUUCUGCUGUUGGAGUAGAGUUUUU